GAAAAAACUCACAACCGUUUACUCUGUCCGGACAAUAAUCGUAGUUAGUCAUAAUCAACAAGACAACCCGGAAGAGACGGAUAUAUCUAAGAAUAUUACACAGCAUGGACUUCAUGUAAAUAUCGUUAUAGCAAGAUGUGAAAUGACCCAGGAGAAAAUACCGACUGAGACCAACGACAUCAUGUUGGUCCGAAAUAUGAGAGAUGGGACCCCUCACACCGGCCGUGCCAAGGUGUCCCAUGCAGUUGUGGUCAUCUUUCUAGAGUUCUUUGCUUGGGGACUGCUUACAACACCAAUGCUGACUGUUCUUCAUGAAACGUUUCCCCAGCACACAUUUCUUAUGAAUGGUCUGAUUCAAGGUGUUAAGGGGUUGCUGUCAUUCCUGAGUGCCCCUCUGAUAGGUGCCUUAUCAGAUGUUUGGGGCAGGAAGUCCUUCCUGCUGGUUACAGUGUUCUUCACCUGUGCCCCAAUCCCCCUAAUGAGGAUAAGCCCAUGGUGGUAUUUUGCCAUGAUAUCAGUCUCGGGCAUCUUCGCUGUGACUUUCUCUGUAAUCUUUGCGUAUGUAGCAGACAUCACUGAAGAACAUGAAAGAAGCACAGCAUAUGGACUGGUGUCCGCAACGUUUGCCGCCAGUUUGGUCACUAGUCCAGCCAUUGGCGCCUACCUUUCUGCAAAUUACGGCGACAGUUUGGUGGUGCUAGUGGCCACUAUCAUCGCCGUGGUGGAUAUCGCCUUUGUCCUGUUGGUCGUGCCAGAAUCUCUCCCAGACAAAAUGAGACUGACGUCCUGGGGGUCGCCUAUCUCUUGGGAGCAAGCCGACCCCUUUGCUUCUCUUAGGCGAGUGGGAAAGGACCCGACAGUGCUGCUCAUAUGUGUCACAGUGUUCCUGUCCUACUUGCCAGAGGCAGGCCAGUACUCCAGCUUCUUCCUCUACCUGCGACAGGUUAUUGAAUUUUCACCUGCAGCAAUUGCUGCUUUUAUAGCAAUGGUCGGGAUCCUCUCUAUUAUCGCUCAGACAUUGCUCUUAACCUAUUUUAUGAGAACUAUCGGGAAUAAAAACACAGUGUUACUUGGACUGGGGUUUCAGUUGUUCCAGCUAGCCUGGUAUGGCUUUGGAUCAGAACCAUGGAUGAUGUGGGCCGCGGGUACAGUCGCAGCCAUGUCCAGUAUCACCUUCCCUGCAGUCAGUGCUUUGGUGUCCCGGAUAGCAGCCCCUGAUCAGCAAGGUUGUGUCCAGGGAAUGAUUACGGGUAUCAGAGGCCUAUGCAAUGGGCUGGGUCCAGCUCUGUACGGCUUCAUAUUCUUCCUGUUCAACGUGGAGCUGAACGAGCUUGACCCUGUGACAGGAAGAAACAAAAGCACACCUCAGGUGCCCAGCGAGAAACCGACCAUCCCCGGGCCGCCCUUCCUGUUCGGAGCCUGUUUAGUGUUGCUGGCUCUCCUUGUGGCCAUCUUCAUCCCUGAGCACCACAGUAUAGCGGUGAAGACCUGCACGGGCACACGCAAAACCAGCACCAGCAACAACCUGAGUUUAAACCCCCUGCCUGCCAGCGACGAGGAUAUCGAGCCCCUCCUGCAGGACAGUAGCAUGUGACUGUCUGAGAGGGACUCCAACAUGAGCGCCCCCUAAUGGCUCCCUCAGCACACUCAGCCGUAGCGGAGAGACCAACGUCAACCAGCAGCAGCCGGCAUGGAGCCAUUCAGGGUAUACCCUUCAACCACAUUGAACACACACUUCUGUUUCUAUGAUUAGGGAGCGGUCUUUUGUCCAGCGAGAUGGUUUUAUCAUUUACUGUGAUUUUACAAUGCGACAAGGACAGAAUGACUUCUUAAUGCACCGGGUUGAGUGACAUGGUGUGUUUUGGUGUCAAACAUUGGCCUAGACAGUGUUUGUGGAGUUGAAGAGAUAGCAAGCUCUGCUAGUUUCUCAUAUGCUUAAAGUAAAACUUCCCCCUCCUAUUAAUGGGUUAAAAGGCCAAUUGAUGCUCACUCCAGCUUUAUGUUAAUAAUAUGUUGACCUGUAUCUCAAAGUUACUGUGCAAUCUAGAUUGUAAACGGAUUGGUGUAUAGUUAGGUAAAUACACCAAAUUACCAAAAGUAUGUGGACACCUGCUCUUAGAACAUCUCAUUCCAAAAUCAUUGGCAUUAAUAUGGAGUUGGU
Molecule: messenger RNA, 2161 nt
Organism: Coregonus clupeaformis (lake whitefish)
Lineage: Eukaryota; Metazoa; Chordata; Actinopteri; Salmoniformes; Salmonidae
Gene: slc71a2b
Product: major facilitator superfamily domain containing 14Bb
Exons: 12
Coding region: 143-1594 (483 amino acids)
Biological process (GO): transmembrane transport
Cellular component (GO): membrane
Molecular function (GO): transmembrane transporter activity
Source: RefSeq, a predicted model, not a curated record